AUGGACGAGGAUCCCGAAGGAGAAACUUGGCAGCCCUUCUCCACCCCCUGGGGCUUUGGCAAGGCGGCAGCAGAGGAAGGAGGACACGUGUGCCCCCACAGGGCGAAGUCUUCAGGCUGGCCACCUCCCUCGGGGACCUGGGGCUUGAACCAGGUUCCGCCCUAUGGAUGGGAGAUGACGGCGAACCGGGAUGGCCGGGACUGCUUCAUCAGUCACAUGACACAGGCACUCCCAUUUGAUGACCCCCGGUUGGACAGCUGCCAAAUCAUCCCCCCAGCCCCGCGGAAGGUGGAGAUGCGGAGGGACCCUGUCCUGGGCUUUGGUUUCGUGGCGGGGAGUGAGAAGCCGGUGGUGGUUCGUUCAGUGACACCAGGUGGCCCCUCGGAAGGCAAGCUGAUCCCGGGAGAUCAGAUCGUAAUGAUUAACGAUGAGUCAGUCAGCGCUGCACCGAGGGAGCGGGUCAUCGACCUGGUCAGAAGCUGCAAAGAAUCGAUCCUGCUGACUGUCAUCCAGCCUUACCCUUCUCCCAAAUCAGCAUUUAUCAGUGCUGCCAAGAAGGCCAGGUUAAAGUCCAACCCUGUGAAAGUGCGCUUCUCUGAGGAGGUCAUCAUCAACGGGCAGGUGUCGGAAACUGUCAAGGAUAAUUCGCUUCUUUUUAUGCCAAACGUGCUGAAAGUCUAUCUGGAAAACGGGCAGACCAAGUCCUUUCGCUUUGACUCAAGCACCUCCAUUAAGGAUGUCAUCAUGACCCUCCAAGAGAAGCUGUCCAUCAAAGGCAUUGAGCACUUCUCUCUCAUGCUGGAGCAGAGGACCGAGGGCGCCGGCAGCAAGCUGCUGCUGCUGCACGAGCAGGAGACCCUCACCCAAGUGACACAGCGGCCCAGCUCCCACAAGAUGAGGUGUCUUUUCCGGAUCAGCUUCGUGCCGAAGGACCCCAUUGACCUGUUACGGAGAGACCCGGUUGCUUUUGAAUAUCUCUACGUUCAGAGCUGUAACGAUGUGGUACAGGAGCGAUUUGGGCCGGAGCUGAAAUACGACAUCGCCCUGCGACUGGCCGCCUUGCAAAUGUACAUUGCAACUGUGACCACCAAGCAAACGCAGAAAAUCUCUCUCAAAUACAUCGAAAAAGAAUGGGGAUUAGAGACGUUCCUUCCCUCCGCUGUGCUGCAGAGCAUGAAAGAGAAGAACAUAAAGAAGGCCCUCUCCCACCUUGUCAAAGCAAAUCAGAACUUGGUACCACCCGGUAAAAAGCUCUCUGCCCUGCAAGCCAAGGUCCAUUAUCUCAAGUUCCUCAGUGACCUUCGUCUGUAUGGGGGCCGUGUGUUCAAGGCAACGCUAGUGCAGGCAGAAAAGCGCUCGGAAGUGACUCUCCUGGUGGGGCCCCGAUAUGGCAUAAGCCAUGUCAUAAACACCAAAACCAACCUGGUGGCUCUCUUAGCUGACUUCAGUCAUGUGAACAGGAUCGAGAUGUUUACUGAAGAGGAGAACUUGGUGAGGGUGGAGCUCCAUGUCCUGGACGUGAAGCCAAUCACGCUGCUAAUGGAGUCAUCAGACGCCAUGAACUUGGCCUGCUUAACAGCUGGAUACUACCGACUACUUGUGGAUUCCAGGAGGUCCAUCUUUAACAUGGCCAACAAGAAAAAUGCCGGGAGCCAGGAUACAGGGACUGAAAACAAAGGAAAGCUUAACAUCCUUGGCCCUGAUUGGAACUGUGUACCCCAAAUGACCACCUUUAUUGGCGAAGGGGAGCAAGAGGCCCAGAUCACAUAUGUAGAUUCCAAACAGAAGACGGUGGAGAUCACGGAUGGCACCUCGUGUCCAAAAGACCACCGGCACGUCUACUUGGCCACCACCUACAACCCCGAUGAGCUCAACCCACAGCUGGCACCGCCAGGAGAUGCUCCGUGCGAGGCCGACUACAGAGGUCUUGCUCCGCGGUCCCUGUUGACCUUCUCGGGACCAGACACCCUGAAGAAGGCACAGGAGUCUCCGCGGGGCGCCAAAGUGUCCUUCAUCUUUGGAGACCUCGCCAUGGACGACGGCAUUAGCCCCCCAGCUCUCAGCUACGACAGACUCUUGGAGGAGAACCCGGAGCUGCUGGAGAAGCAGACGAGCCUCUACAUGAGAAGUGCCAACGACGUGAAGGCCCUGGACCUGAGCCCCGAUGCGGACAACAUGCAGUUCAUGGAAAACUCCGUGUACGCCAACAUAGGUGACGUGAAGAGCUUCCAGGCCAGCCCGGGCAUCGAGGAGCCCCUGCUGCAUGACAUCUGCUACGCGGAGAACACCGACGACGCGGAGGAUGAGGACGAGGUGAGCUGCGAGGAGGACCUCAUGGUGGGAGAGAUGAACCAGCCGGCCAUCCUCAACCUGUCGGGCUCCAGCGACGACAUCAUUGACCUCACGUCCCUGCCGCCCCCGGAAGGGGAUGACAAUGAGGACGACUUCCUGUUGCGGUCCUUGAACAUGGCCAUCGCCGCCCCCCCUCCCGGCUUUCGAGACAGCUCCGAUGAGGAGGACUCUCAGAGCCAGGCAGCCGCCUUCCUCGACGACAAGGGGCCCGGUGGCGGCGGCCUGCAGAACGACGAGAUCCCCGUGUCCCUCAUCGACGCGGUGCCCACCAGCGCCGAGGGGACGUGCGACAAGGGACUGGACAAGCCGGCCGCCCCCGCGCCGGGAGCUCUGGCCGUGUCGGAAGAGCAGCAGACCAGUAACAAUUCAGGUGUAGCCAUCUUGAGGGCUUAUAGCCCCGAGUCUUCCUCAGACUCGGGCAAUGAGACUAACUCCUCUGAAAUGACGGAGAGCUCGGAGCUGGCCACAGCGCAGAAGCAGUCCGAGACGCUCUCCCGCAUGUUCCUGGCCACGUCUGAAGGCUACCACGCCCUCGCCGAGGAGCAGACAGAGUUCUCCACCUCCGCUUCCACCUCCACCUCCACUCCCAUUUCCAAGGCCCCUGCCGGGGGCGCCCUGCCCCCCAAGGCCCCUCAUGCCCUGGCCACUCGGCCCGGGGUGGACCUGCCGUCCAAAGUCGUGCCUUCCAAGCAGAUCCUGCACUCGGGCCACAUGGAGAUGGAGCCCGAGACCAUGGAGACCAAGUCGGUGACGGACUAUUUCAGCAAACUGCGCCUGGGCUCCGUGGCCUACUCCUGCACCAGCAAGAGGAAAAGCAAGGCGCCCGACGGGGAGGCCAAAGCCCCCGCCAGUGGAGCGAACGGGACGGCGCCGGCGGGGAAGAAGCAGCAGGGGGCCAAGGCCGCCGAGGCUGAGGAGGACGCCAAAGGUAAAUUCGGUACUAUGUCUACCAGGGACGGUCAGCGCCUGGGCCCUUUUAACCUGGAGAGAACUGCCUUCCGCAAGGACAGCCAGCGAUGGUACGUGGCCGCAGAGGGCGGGCUGGCUGACAAAGGCGCCCUGGAAGCGGCCACGGGGAUGUUCCCGCGAGCCCCUGGCCUGGGAACAAGGGAGGCCGAAGGGAAGGAUGAAGGGGCCCCCCACGGGGAUACCGCUGAGGUUUCAGGCCUCGGCCAGCGAGACCACUUCUUAACAGACGUGACCUGUGUCUCUUCAGCCAAAGACUUAGACAACCCCGAGGGUGCCGCCCCGCCUACCUGUGACCGCCCUGCCCAGCUGGCCGGCGCAGAAGACAGCGUGGCCCACCUCUGUGACUACCACUUGGCCAAGCGGAUGUCAUCGCUGCAAAGCGAGGGCCAUUUCUCCCUCCAGAGCUCGCAGGGCUCCUCGGUGGAUGCCGGCUGCGGCACAGGCAGCAGCGGCAGCGCCUGCGCCACGCCCGUGGAGUCCCCACUCUGCGCCCCCGUGGGGAAGCACCUGCUUCCGGAGGCCGCAGGCAAAGGCGGGCCUUACGUUCCUUCCUCCGAGGAGAGAGCCACGGGGCUUCCUGGCCAUGGAGCCCCCUUUAAGGAAUCACACCCCCAGGCGGAAGGGGUGUGUCCCCGGAUGACAGUGCCUGCCCUGCACACAGCCAUUAAUGCUGAACCCCUGUUUGGGACUUUGAGAGAUGGAUGUCACCGACUCCCAAAGAUUAAGGAAACUACAGUGUAG
Pipistrellus nathusii (Nathusius's pipistrelle) is the source of this 4062-nucleotide messenger RNA. The record is from the annotation of a GenBank genome assembly. NCBI's taxonomy places the organism in Eukaryota, Metazoa, Chordata, Mammalia, Chiroptera, Vespertilionidae.